AUGGCGACCACACAUGUGAUUGCGUCCAACCAGGGCGCUCACCUCACGGGCGGGAGCCACUCGUCGAGCUCGAGCAACAUUGUCGGCGUGCACUACAAGGUCGGCAAGAAGAUCGGAGAGGGCUCGUUUGGCGUCAUCUUUGAGGGUACCAACUUACUCAACUCUCAGACUGUGGCCAUCAAGUUUGAGCCACGCAAGUCGGACGCGCCGCAACUACGGGACGAGUACCGCAGCUACAAGAUCUUGAGUGGAUGCCCUGGUAUCCCCCAGGUGUACUACUUUGGCCAGGAGGGCUUGCACAACAUUCUUGUCAUUGACCUAUUGGGUCCCUCGCUCGAGGACCUCUUUGACAUGUGCGGCCGCAAGUUCUCGGUCAAGACCUGCUGCAUGACUGCUCGACAGAUGCUCUCCCGUGUCCAGACCAUCCACGAGAAGAACCUCAUCUACCGCGACAUCAAGCCCGACAACUUCCUCAUCGGGCGACCCGGGACGAAAGGGGCUGGGACCAUUCACGUCGUCGACUUUGGCAUGGCCAAGCAGUACCGUGACCCCAAGACAAAGCAGCACAUCCCUUACCGCGAACGUAAGAGCUUGAGUGGAACGGCUCGCUACAUGUCGAUCAACACCCACUUGGGUCGCGAGCAGUCUCGCCGUGACGACCUCGAGGCCCUGGGCCACGUCUUCUUCUACUUCCUUCGUGGCGGCCUGCCAUGGCAGGGUCUGAAAGCUGCGACCAACAAGCAGAAGUACGAGAAGAUUGGAGAGAAGAAGCAGUCGACACCCAUUGCCGAGCUCGGCGAGGGUUAUCCUUCCGAGUUUGCCAUCUACCUCAGCUACGUCCGCAAGCUUACCUUUGACGAGACGCCCGACUACGACUUCCUCCGCGACCUGUUUGCGACUGCGUUGGCAAACGCGGGCGAGGUCGACGACCAGGUGUACGACUGGAAUCUUCUCAACAACGGGAAGGGGUGGGAGGCUGGCACGUCGCACUCGUCUGCCGAUGUCCAGAGACAGCCCACGCGCAACCGCGACAACCGCGGCGACCGCGUUGACCGCCUCCGCAACGGUUCGGGCGGCGGGGCAACGCCACGAGGCGCGCGCAAGUCGGCGUCGCAACAGCCAAACGCGAGCAACCAGGCGAUUGUCAACGUUGCUGCGCCGUCGCACCAGAACUCGCGACACCACUCGCAGCAGGGCGGCCACCCCUUCGCGGCCAACGCGAUGAACUCUGGCGAAUACGGGUAUGACUCGGCCAACCCAGGCGGCAAGGGUGCCCAGCCCAUCUCUCCCAUGAACGUCAACUCACGCCCAUCUGGAACGCAGGGCAACUCGCAGCAGCACGCAGACCCCGAAUACCGGGAGAACCGCGGCGGGUUCCUGUCUUUCAUCACCUGCCGGGCAUGCCGGUAG
Messenger RNA from Cutaneotrichosporon cavernicola, 1410 nucleotides. RefSeq lists its product as uncharacterized. Gene Ontology annotation, molecular function: protein serine/threonine kinase activity; ATP binding. The transcript has 5 exons. The coding region runs from base 1 to 1410 and encodes 469 amino acids. The record is from RefSeq and is a predicted model, not a curated record. Gene Ontology annotation, cellular component: nucleus; cytoplasm. Lineage: Eukaryota; Fungi; Basidiomycota; Tremellomycetes; Trichosporonales; Trichosporonaceae. Gene Ontology annotation, biological process: endocytosis; peptidyl-serine phosphorylation; signal transduction.